ACAUCAUCCGCUCCCGCUGCGAGCGAGAGUGGAAUGUUUUUCAAAACUGAUCCGCGAAACCGACGGAACGCGAACGCGAUGCUCGCGCAUCAUCCAUCGAAUCCACCCGCAGCCAGUCAUCCACAGCAACAGUGAGAAAAAGAGAGUGCUUUUUGGAGCUGUCUGGUGCGAACGCGAACAAACUGAACCUGUUUCCAGAGCCACCAGAAUGUCAAAAGUGACGACGAAGUCGACGAGAGAGUGAAAUGAUGUCAGUCGUUGAUGGUCGCGGAUUGCGGAAAAUUUAUUUGCAUUUUAUCGAGUUGUGAUCGGGAAAUUGGCCCGGCGGGUGUGCGCGUUUGGUGCUCGGUGAGGCGCUUGUCCGCGCGGUGAUUCUGUGGGCCCUCGGGGCGCGCUGCAAAAUGUCGAAACAUGAUCGUGCGAAAUCGGGUGGCUUGCUGGAUACGCUGUUCUUCGGCCGACCGCACAAGAAGGGCGGCCGCGGCGGUGGUGGUUCUAGUGGGUAUGGCGGGGGGAGUGGUGGGCUGGGGGGUGCUGGUAGUGGCCACGGCGGCAGUAUGAAUGGGGGCCGUCCGCUGUCCGGCACGGAGUCGGAUCUGCCCAAUCUGGAGGAGAUCAGCAACGCGGUGAAGCGAAUGACGGAGGCGGAAGUGAAUCAGAAGUUUCUCGAGAUUCUCGAGGACAUGAAUAUUCCGAAGGAUAAACGGGACCCGCUGCUGCUGAAGCCGCUGGACGAAAAGCGGAAAAUGAUUCUGAUGCACAUGAAAGGCAAAAACAACACCGAGCAUCGUGCCAACUCGCGUUUCGAGAAGCCCAUCGACUACAUCCAGUAUCUUCAGGAUGGCGAUUUUAACAGUCGGAUUCCCAAAAUUCUCCAAUGUGUGGAAAAUCUUCGGGUGGCACUUACCAGCAAUCCCAUCAGCUGGAUCAAAGAGUUCGGUGAAACGGGGAUCGAUGUGAUCGUGAACUUGUUGCGGCAUUGCAAGUCCAUGCCGCGGCGAUUCGAUAAGGUCGAGUAUGAGUGUUUACGGUGUUUGAAAGCGAUCAUGAAUAACUCGUGGGGUUUGAAUGUUAUUCUUACUCCGGAUCAACAUGCGGCAGUGAUGUUGCUAGCACAAUGUGUUGAUGCCAGUAAACCUCACACCAUGUGCGAGGCGGUCAAACUGCUAGCGGCCAUCUGUUUGGUCAAAGAACGGAACGGGUACGAAAAGGUGUUGAAGGCGAUCACGAAUAGCACCAUGAUGGCGCGGCAGGGGACGGAUCGGUUUCGGCCGAUCGUGGAAGGGUUGUUUUUGGAACACGAUCGGAAUUAUGAGCUGACGAUCAAUACGAUGAUCUUUAUCAAUUGUAUAAUAAAUACACCAUCGGACAUCAACUUCCGGUUGCACCUGAGGUGCGAAAUGAUGCGAGCUGGUCUGCACGAUCGGCUGGAUCAGCUGACGGAAAUGGUCGAGAAGAGCAACAAUGAGAAUCUGGAGAAGCAUUUUAAGAUAUUCAACGCCUUCCGGGAGGAUGACUUUGAGGAGUUCAGCAAUAGAUUCGACAACGUUCGGUUGGAUCUGGACGAUAUGAAUGAGUGCUACGAGUUGUUAAAGAAUCUGGUGGUGGAUACGAGUUGUGAACCCUACUUUUUGUCAAUUCUUCAGCAUUUACUGUUUAUAAGGGACGAUUACGUUUAUAGGCCGGCCUUUUUCAAGUUGAUAGAAGAAUGUGUGUCGCAAAUUGUUCUCCAUAAAAGUGGUGUAGAUCCUAAUUUCGAAAGUAGAGACUUCCACAUAGACACGUCCACGUUACUGGAAGACAUGGCAGAGAAGAGCCGACAGUUGGAAACCAAGAAGAGUGAAGACUUUGAAAAACGAAUGGAAGAGUUGCAGACGGCGAAGCAGGAAGCGGAAGCCCGGGCGGCUGCCUUGGAAGAUCGCCUGAAGGAAAUUGAAGCCACCGGCGUCGUGUCUCCCAAAGGGAAGAGCAAACUACCUCAGAUUAAUAUUCCUCCUCCACCUCAAAUGCCCGGAAUGGGACCCCCGCCGCCACCGCCGCCUCCUGGGAGCGGAGGAGGCAUGCCACCACCGCCCCCACCACCAAUGAUGCCUGGUGUUCCGAUGCCACCGCCUAUGCCCGGAAUGGGUGGCGCUCCAAGACCUCCUCCUCCGAUGCCGGGCAUGGGCCCGCCACCACCACCGAUGCCCGGUAUGGGACCACCAAUGCCACCAGGUAUGCGACCAAUGGUCCCCAUGGUCGCACCGUUACCACAUGGCCUGAAACCGAAGCGGAAAUGGGACACGGACGGUCCAAUGAAGCGAGCGAACUGGAAAGCCAUCAUCCCGCAGAAACUAUCGGAAAACUCCUUCUGGGUGAAAGUGCAGGAGGAUAAACUAGCGGACGAUGAGAUUCUUUCCGGGCUGGCCAUGAAGUUCUCCUCCAAACCGAUGAAACAGGCCGAUAAGGAUUCCGUCGAUCGACCGCCCUCGUCCAAGAAGAACGUCGAUCUCCGAGUGCUUGACGGAAAGGCGGCGCAGAAUUUGUUGAUCCUGUUGGGCGGCUCCCUAAAGCAUCUGUCCCAUGAACAAAUACGAACGUACCUUCUUCGCUGUGACACGACGAUUCUGGGGCCUAAUGUUCUGCAACAACUGAUACAAUAUCUGCCACCGCCGGAUCAACUGAAGCGGCUACAGGAGAUCAGGGCCAGAGGGGAAGAACUGGCUGCACCGGAAGCAUUUGCCGCCACUAUUGGGGAUAUCAAGCGACUAGGGGCGCGAUUACAGAGCCUUAACUUCAAACUGAGCAUGCCGGAUCUGAUGCAGGACUGUAAGCCGGAUAUCGUGGCUGGAACGGCUGCCUGUGAGGAAGUUAAAAACAGCAAGAAGUUUGCGAAGGUGCUGGAGUUGAUUUUGCUUCUUGGGAACUAUAUGAACUCCGGUUCGAAGAAGGAGGCUGCCUUUGGGUUCGAGAUCAGUUUCCUACCCAAAUUGAGUAGCACGAAAGAUUACGAGAAUAAGCAAACGUUGCUUCAUUACAUUGCGGAUGUUGUGGAGAAGAAGUUUCCGGAUGCGCUUACCUUCAACGAGGAUCUUUCCCAUGUGGACAAAGCCAGUAGGGUCAGUUUGGACAAUAUCCAAAAGACGAUGCGUCAGAUGAACAGUUCCUUAAAGAAUCUUGAAUCCGAUCUGAACAAUAACAAAAUCCCUCAGAGCGACGACGAUCGGUUCAUGGAAGUAAUGGGCUCGUUUGCUAUCGAGUGUCGGAAACAGGUAGAACUGCUGGGAAAGAUGCUUUCCCAAAUGGAGACCCUAUUCCAGAGCCUCUCGGAGUAUUACUGUUUCGAUCCGGCCAAGUACACCAUGGAGGAAUUCUUCACCGACAUUCGCACGUUCAAGGAUGCCUUCGUGCAGGCCCACACGGAGAACAUCAAAAUUCGGGAAGAGGAAGAGAAGCGACGGCGCACCCAAGAAGCCAAGGAACGCUCCCAGCGGGAACUGCAGGAACGCCAACAGCGGAAGUUGGCCCUGGUGGACAUCGAUGCCGUCCAGACGCAGGAAGGCGUUAUGGAUAGUUUGCUGGAAGCGUUACAGACGGGUUCCGCCUUCGGCAAUCGUGACCAACGGAGGCGGCGAGGACCGCGACCGGCCGGUGCCGAACGGAGAGCACAACUGAAUCGAAGUCGGUCGCGGACCGGCAUUACCGCGAAUGCCUUUUCCAGUCGGGAAAUGCUUUCGGAGCUGCUGGGGCCGGCGUAAGUUUUAAUAGUUCAAGGUAUCUUGUCGUGUACAUAUCGUAUAGUGCGUGAGGUCGAACUACUUAUAGUUAUAUCGAUAGAAUAAAAGGUAACAUUUUAAAACGGGGGUUCGAAAAUCGGAGAAUAGGCGGUCAAAAUUUGCAUUUUCGUUAUUUUUUUCUAUGUGCUAAAGAAGUCGGUUGGGUUAAUUAGAAAAUUAUCUUCAAGACAUGUCGAUGAAUCUUAUUCGCUAUUUUGCUCUAUUUCGACUUAUUUCUCAUUUUUUUUUAUUUUAAAUACUUUUUUUUUCAAUGUGGUUGGGUCAUUCCAAUUCAAAUCGAUUGGCAUUAAUUGUUUCUAACGGUACUCGAACUGCAUUAUGAAAUUAUCCCUUAGUUCUUCUUCCCGAUUUAUCUGGGAUGCUUCACUUUUCUUAUUCUUUUUACUAAACAUCGGAUGGGAAAUCUGUUAAACAAACACCUGAGAACAUGGUGGACUGAGGCCACCUUCAACGGCAAGACUACUACUCGACCGCCCUAAACCAGGACCUGCAGGAGAGACGAUGGGUUUGCGGCAAGCGGUAGGGUGGUCGGGAAGUAGUUUGACCAUUAUCACUUCCUCAAGUAACCAAAAGUUUCGCUUUCCGUGACAAAAUACACGUUCAAUUUCCACAAAGUUCAGAUACAGCUCCGUAUUGAACUUCUGACUGCUUAAGAGACUCACAUUGACCGUGCUAGGUAUUGCGCACUGAAAUUAUAGUAGGCUCAUUGUUAGCCUCUUAGGCAGCUUGAAAGCAACUUAUAAUGCUUCCUGGCAUAUACCUCAGAGCAAGUCUCAGAGUUAUUCGGUAUUAUUAAUACCACUAUACUGCCGUGAAUCGCAUAUCUGUCUCAUUUGCAUAGGAAAUCCAGCAAAGAUGGGACUGAUAUGCGAUUCACGGCAGUAUAGCUUUGGAGGCUCUCUUGCAGGCAUGCGAGUAACUACAGCGAUUUGCCGGUUCUGAAGCGGCUCUCAUGUCAUGUCAACUGCUAUCAACUAUUAUGUCUUGUCUUAAGACUCCCACUUGGGAGCAUCCGUAAACAUUCACUUUUUCAAAAAGCAUGGAGGUUGUACGAGCUUUUCUCACCAACAAUGGAAUAAUAGUGACUAAUUAGGAUUUUCAAGGAUGGCAUUACCCCUUGUUAUAUACUUAACGAACGCAGAAUGAAUAACAAUACCAAAACAUAGUUUUGGUUCGAAUUGUGUAACUCGAACGCAGCACAAAACUAAUGCAUACUAAAAUAUGCAACUAAUAUAGAAACGCAGUAUUGGUAGAAAGGUCUAAAACUGGAAAUAGAAGACUAUACAAAAGAAUCGAUCGACUAAGAGCCUAUAAGAGUGUGUGCGUGUUCUAAUGGCGCUUUCAUGCUACAGAACCACCAUCGCAUUAAAUAAUACGGUGCCUAAAAAGAAAACACAAUGUAUUGCAAAAAAAAAAAACAAAAACUUCAAACGCUUCUUUCAACACAAAAGACAAUUCCAAUUGGGGUGAGAUAUGAGUAAACAUUGUUCAACAAAACGAUUAGUUUAAGCAUAAUGCGCAUUGUUGCUUGGCAAAGUUGUUUAAGUAGCUGCACACUGGCGAGCAAAAAAAAAAAUGCCCAAAUAGCAAUGUUGCUUUAUACAUACAUACACAAAUAACGACUUUUUCAUCUAAUGGUGAACAAAGAUGCCGCUUAGGGUAGAAGAAAGCAGUUCUGUAACAUACAAGUGAUAAGCGUAUUCAAUACUUAUACAUACAUUUUGAGUAGAUAUAUUUUCUGAGGAUUAUACAUAGUUGCGUACUGGUAAAUUCAGUAUGUGCGUACAUUUUUUGUAGUUUCUUUUUAUUAUUAUAUAUUAUGUAAAUAUCUAUAAGACCAUUAAAACAUGUUAUUGCAUUUUGCGAA
Molecule: messenger RNA, 5643 nt
Organism: Aedes albopictus (Asian tiger mosquito)
Lineage: Eukaryota; Metazoa; Arthropoda; Insecta; Diptera; Culicidae
Gene: dia
Product: protein diaphanous
Exons: 3
Coding region: 402-3737 (1111 amino acids)
Biological process (GO): actin filament polymerization; actin cytoskeleton organization
Cellular component (GO): actin filament
Molecular function (GO): actin binding; small GTPase binding
Source: RefSeq, a predicted model, not a curated record